GUGGACUUGUGCUCCUUACAAUGCUCAAUGACCGUGUUGAUCAGGAUUUGACGUGCCGUGAGGAGCUUAUUACUCUUAUUGUAUCUCUUUUACCUCUGGUUUGGAAGAUUCCAUUGCAAGAAAAAGCAAGAGAAGUUAUUUUACCUUCACUUGAAGCAGAACCUUUUACUACCAAAGAGAGUUGUUCAACACUACAAAAGCCUCAGAGAAAAGACACUGAAGGAAUUUCCUCAUCAGACUGCUCAAAUCUUUUAAAUGUUAACUCACGACACCAUAAAUCAAGACGCCAGUCCAAAAAACACACCUUGUUAUACAUCUAAGGAUGAAAAAAAGUCACUGUCUACAUCAGAUUCUGAAGAAAUCCUGGAUGAAAAGACUUUAUCUGUAACUAAACAAAGACAUGCACAGCAUACCCUUACAUCACACUCAUGGGAGUCAGCUGUAUCUGGCAAAGGUUUCCCUCAACAGAAAUUGGAAAGUAAACCAAAACCAGAUACAAGCUUCUCAGAUAUUAAAAUUUUAGAAAGACCUGUUUCCCUGUCAGAGAAAAACACCUCUCCAUUUGAUCUUUGUCGAAUAUUGCUAUCUUUACUUGAAAAAGUUUCCAAGUUUGAUAUAAAGCUGAAUCAUAGCAUUUCACUUUCUGUUACUGUCAUCCCAGCAUUAACAGAGUUCCUGUUGGGCUUUGGUGAUUAUUAUGCAUGUGACAGAGGAACACUGGCAACGGGAUGGACUGAGGAACCAGUGGCAUUAGUGCAGAGAAUGCUGUUACGCACAGUCUUAGGACUACUGUGUGCCGACAUUAAUAGCAGGGAUGUUAUGCCAGACAAUUUAAAGAAAAACCUUAAUGAUUUGUUAAAAACAGCCUUAAAAUAUAAAUUUUAUCUAAAUAGCAGGCCUGACAUAUGCCACCAACAGUCAGUCAAAGAUGGUGCAGAAAAAUUA
This is a messenger RNA of Staurois parvus, 945 nucleotides long. Lineage: Eukaryota; Metazoa; Chordata; Amphibia; Anura; Ranidae. The record is from the annotation of a GenBank genome assembly.